Messenger RNA from Rhopalosiphum padi (bird cherry-oat aphid), 1156 nucleotides. Its product is annotated as pyrimidodiazepine synthase-like. The coding region runs from base 324 to 1043 and encodes 239 amino acids. Lineage: Eukaryota; Metazoa; Arthropoda; Insecta; Hemiptera; Aphididae. The record is from RefSeq and is a predicted model, not a curated record. Gene Ontology annotation, cellular component: cytoplasm. Gene Ontology annotation, molecular function: glutathione dehydrogenase (ascorbate) activity; glutathione transferase activity. The transcript has 7 exons. Gene Ontology annotation, biological process: glutathione metabolic process.
AAAACGUUUACUGCCACUGAAUUCAAGGUCACCUGGUUCAGGCGAAUCGAAUAUAGUGUGAUAUCGCAUACCUGACAACAGGUAACAGCUACGCUACAGCAUUAUCAACAACAGUCAACAACGGCAACAACAUUCUUAUUUCUUGCGACUUGUUUUCGGAAGCAGACCGUUGUCCGUUGCUCAUCAAUACUCAAUUAUUCAAGUGUCACACGGUGUUAAAUCUGGGUUUACGCAUAAAUCUACGGGCUACGAGUUUGGUGAAUUAUUCUCCGGGUCGUCAAAAAUUAGUGGGAACCCUAGUCACACCUCAGACGGAAACUAAAAUGGCCACCAAACACUUGUCCAAAGAUUCCGUUGAACCACCAAAGGUGCUAGGCUCAUUGCGCUUUUAUUCGAUGCGAUUUUGUCCAUAUGCGCAGAGGGUCCAGCUGGUGUUGAAUGCCAAGGGUACACCACAUGACACGGUGUUCAUUAAUCUGUCAGAAAAGCCCGAAUGGUACUUGACAAUCUUCCCGGCUGGUAAGGUUCCGGCUUUGAUCUAUGAUGGUAAAUUUCUUUCUGAAAGCCUGAUAUUGGCAGACUUCCUCGACGAACAGUUCCCUGAGCCGCCUUUGUGGAAUAGCAGUCCUCUCCAGAAAAUAUUAGAUAAACUCGUCAUAGAGUCUUUUGGAAAAGUAGGAACAGCAUUUUAUAAGUUAAUCAUGACCUCAGAAAAAGUAGAAGAAAAAUACUUUGAUGAACUCGUUGCUAGUUUAAUUCCCAUUGAAACAGAAUUAGCUGAAAGAGGAUCAACAUUUUUUGGAGGUGACAAGCCCAAUAUGGUUGACUACAUGAUAUGGCCUUGGUUUGAGCGUUUAGAUUCUAUUGAUCCUUAUACUCAGGGAAAGUUUGUUAUCCCUUUUAAUGACAAAUUUCCCAAACUGGCUAAGUGGAAAAAUUUAAUGAUUGUUGAUAAGGCUGUUGCACCAUACUAUCUUACUCCAGAAAAGCACGCCGAACAUUUUACAAAAAGAAAAGCUGGAUUACCUGCUUAUGACAUUUAAAACAAUCCUUAUUGUGUAGGUACUUGAGGCUAAAACAUUGCACUUUUCAAACUCAAACAUUGUUUUAAAAUUUUUAUUUAUAUUUUAAUAAAUACCGUUAUUUUCUAACAUAA